Molecule: messenger RNA, 285 nt
Organism: Medioppia subpectinata
Lineage: Eukaryota; Metazoa; Arthropoda; Arachnida; Sarcoptiformes; Oppiidae
Source: the annotation of a GenBank genome assembly
AUGAGUCGGCGGUUUACCUUUAACGAAGUAUUGAAAAGCGAUUGUAUUUAUGGCGAAUCCGAUGAUCACGAAGACGACGACGGCUUCGUUGAGAACAAUCUUCUCAGCGAUUUGGACGACGCCUUCAUCAACGAUGGCUUCGCCACCGGAGGGAAUGUAUCAUGUGAUCAAAUGCUGCCUCUCUUGGAUCCCAUCGACGACGACGUGAACUCAUUGUUUGAUGAACUCGAGAGACUAUUAGCUCCCGAAGAAUCAGACAUUUUGCAGACCAUUAAUACGGUAUAG